CACAAGGGAAUCGACUCUGUUUCACACAACAACUACCGUCCACUUAACGCUUUAGAACAAUGCUUACAGGUUUGUUUUGUAUUGCUUUGGUUCUCCUUUCCAAGUGUGGUAACGCAUUCUCAAAGAAUCAUGAUUUGGAGGAGAAAUUCGAGGAGCAUUCCAUAACAAGUGAAAUUGUCGGUCUUUUAAACGGGACUUAUUUUAAUAUAAACGAGAAAGUGUGUCAGUUACAAAGGAGGGUUGAUGCUAUUGAAGGAGCAACUGAUGUAGACAAUCAGUGUGAAUGCAACAAAACGGCAAUUCUUGAAUUCAAACGAUCAAUAUCAAACAAAAUUAAAGACAUCUCAAAAGUUCUGUCCGGGUUUGAAAAUGAAAUUCGCGUUAUGAAGAAAGAACACGCCGAGUUAUUUGAGCGACUUGGAAGAGGAGACAGCGAAGCCAGCACAUCUACGACGACAACAACUACAACUACAGCCCCACCACGAGCCUGUGACAAUGGUUGGAUAUUAUCUCCGAAAAAGUGCUACUUUGUCUCUAGUAAUUUUCAAAAAACGGAAUGGACAAUUGCAAUUUUCAAAGUUCCAGACAAUUAA
Pecten maximus is the source of this 593-nucleotide messenger RNA. RefSeq lists its product as uncharacterized. The record is from RefSeq and is a predicted model, not a curated record. Lineage: Eukaryota; Metazoa; Mollusca; Bivalvia; Pectinida; Pectinidae. The transcript is spliced from 3 exons. Bases 60 to 593 code for a protein of 177 amino acids.